AUGCUGGGCGCGUCGUCACUAGACCCGUCGUCAUCAGCGUCUCCGUGGCAUACCGCUUCUGCUCCCGUCGUCGCUCAUCCAUCUACUAACUCACGCCCACCUAAACCAUCACUUUCUCCCAAGACGGAAACGAAUCUACCAACUUCAUUCGCUCAUGCCGCUGUUAAAGAAGAGUAUUCACAUAUAGAACCUGUGGCAUCAACAAGCAGCGAGAAGAGUGGGGCAUCCGAGGAAAGUGCGUCGUGUGAAGCAGAUGACAGUCGGCGUCAAAGCAUGACUUCGUCGUCCAUUCCCUCUGUUCACUGUCGUCGACUCACCUUUCGUUUGCCCCCGAAGUUCGCUCAGAGGCUGAAACGCAUUGCUAAUAAGCAACCGAAUACAUUAGGGCGUAUCGGCGUAUCCAAAGUAAAGGUUGGCGACGGAGAAACAGUUUCUGUGAAUGACGUUCCCCCACCCCAGCCGGUGAAAGUUGAAGAAAAGCGACCUGAACAACCCGUUGAGCGAAGUGAGCCUCGUUCGGUCGGAGCUCCUCCUCCACCUCCGAGUUCUGCACCGACCAGUGGACCAGGACCAGUAUGUCAGCCUCCUCCCGGCUAUCAUCCUGUCCAACAUCAACAAGAAGUUGGACCACCGGUUGCUCCACAUUCCAUGCAAAGGCCGCCUCCACCGAUCAACAACAACAGCCCGUUGUUGGUUAACCUUUUGAGCUCGCAGCAACAACCAGGUAUGGUUGGUGGACCUCCGGCAAACGUGCCGCCUCAUCAUCAAUCGUACUCUCCAGCUGGCACAUAUAUGUACCCUGGUAAUGGUCCACCUCAUCAGCACCCUCACUCGGCCAAUGUUCCGCAAUCAGCAGGCCCACCUAUUAUGGAUCCGCAGCAACAUAUGGCAAUGCAGCAGCAGAUGCAAAUGGAACACCGUCAAAGAAUGAUGAUGCAGCAACAACAAGCUCAUGCUGCUGCAGUGGCGGCUGCUCAAGCGCAACAGCAGCAGCAACAACAACAACAUCCGGUACCUGGCCAACCUCAGCAAGCUCCCCUUACACCUGGUGGUUUCUACAAUCCUGCUACUCCUGUACAACAAGCACAAGUGCAGCAGCAGAGACCACCAAUGGGGUAUGCUGGUCAGCCACAAAACCUGGAAUGUUUGUGUGGUCAACCGCAGCAGCCUCAGCAGAUGCAAAUGGAACACCGUCAAAGAAUGAUGAUGCAGCAACAACAAGCUCAUGCUGCUGCAGUGGCGGCUGCUCAAGCGCAACAGCAGCAGCAACAACAACAACAUCCGGUACCUGGCCAACCUCAGCAAGCUCCCCUUACACCUGGUGGUUUCUACAAUCCUGCUACUCCUGUACAACAAGCACAAGUGCAGCAGCAGAGACCACCAAUGGGGUAUGCUGGUCAGCCACAAAACCCUGGAAUGUUUGGUGGUCAACCGCAGCAGCCUCAGCAGGUUCCAGUCAAUGUGCAACAACAGCGUAUGCAGAGCUACCCUGCCCACAUGAAGCCAGGUAGCAUGCCGACUGCAAAUCCUGUGGUGCCAGGGCAAUUCCGAGGGCCUCCUGUCGAGCCAAGUGGAAUGCAGAUGAUGGGUCAUGCCGGAUAUCCACCUGGUCCCAACUAUCCCACAAGUCAGGCUGGAAUGCCUGGUUCUCAUCUGAUUUUAUUUUUAUUCUUCACAGAUGGCAUGCAUGGUGGUCCGGGAUCUGUUCAUCCAACCGUAUCUCAACGAACGUCAGGCUCAGGAGAGUAUUCGCGCGAUGGAACGUCACCUGCUACCCCACACCAGUUCAAUCCUGGAAGUCAUCAAGGGAUGGUCAUGCGCCACAGUGGCACGCCUAUGUCGAGAGCGGACUCACAAGGCAGCGUCUUUGGAAGCACGCCUUUUGGCGUACAGCAACCGCCGACGGGUGCUCCUCCAGGUGCUGAUGACAUUGAACACCCCGUUGACAAGUUGUUCACUGCACAGGAUGAUCACUUAGGCGACCUGGGUGAUUUGGAUGACAUAGAACCCAUGGUUGAUCUCGGUGCGGGGUUAUUAGAUGAAAUCACAGGAAGCAGCCAAGGCAGUGACACUCUCAGCACAUUCGGUACUCAUAUGGGUGGACCUCAUUCCACGGAUUCAUCCAACUGCGCAGUGCAGUCAUCAAACGGAGAUCGCAUAGACUCCUCGAUUGCAUCUGUGGUGGAGAUGGUGUCGAAGAGUGGCACGGCACCAGGUAUGUGUGGUGCUCCCGCUGUAUCCCAAACCGGAACACAUCCUGGUUCAGUGGGCUCAUGCGCAGGCAAUAUGAAGCGACGGCCGAGUAGUGCUCAAAUGGCAGCCAACAUCGUUGCCGUUGCCGGACAGCAGCAGCAGUUGAUGGCUGGUGGUUUCGUUGUUCAAGCAGACCAAAUUUAUGAGCGUCAGCAAGGUGUCAUUAUGCCAAGCCAACGGCAGAGUGGCUGCCCAUUAGACCCUCGAUUCACCAUGGGAGCCCCUGCUCAUCAUAUGAUGAAUCCAGGUCCGAUGCCGGUUCCUGUUCAAAUGAUGCCACCAAUGGCUUCAUCUCCAUCGGCUAGCAAUCUGUCACUUGAGCACAAUGCACGAGCACAAGUUUUUCACGGGCGCGCCGGAAUGGCGAAAGCUGGUGAAAAUGGUCCCGGCAGACUUACAGGAAUACCUAAUGGAGCUCGACGGUCGUUACCAUCAUCCCAACCUCCAGAUUCCGCCGAUGAGGAACGGAUAGCUGAACUUGUAAAGAAGGUUGUGGCGCAGGGUGAGAGCCAAAAGGCAGCCGCUGCUGAGCAAAAGGCGAAAGUACCUCGAAAGAAUCGGCGUAAAACUGAUUUGAGUAAAGAGACAAGCCCACGUGACGAUGAGGAGCCUUUCAUUGUUGAUGGUGCGCGAAGGCGAGCGGCGGGUGUGGCGACAAGUCACGUGCAAGCUGCGGCGUCAAAUUUCCAAGCGACUAUGGCUCGUCAACAGCAAAUUAUGAA
Messenger RNA from Ostertagia ostertagi, 2975 nucleotides. Lineage: Eukaryota; Metazoa; Nematoda; Chromadorea; Rhabditida; Trichostrongylidae. The record is from the annotation of a GenBank genome assembly.